Nerophis ophidion (straightnose pipefish) is the source of this 1917-nucleotide messenger RNA. RefSeq names its product stomatin (EPB72)-like 3a (gene stoml3a). Lineage: Eukaryota; Metazoa; Chordata; Actinopteri; Syngnathiformes; Syngnathidae. The transcript is spliced from 7 exons. Bases 197 to 1066 code for a protein of 289 amino acids. Gene Ontology annotation, cellular component: plasma membrane. The record is from RefSeq and is a predicted model, not a curated record.
CGGUAUAACGGCUCACAUGUCCCCUCCGUGAUGCGUUGUGGCGGGAAUGACACUCCGUUGCCCCUGGUUACCCGCGCCAGGUGUCGGGUGCCAUUCGCUCGCCAUUUUUUUUUCAACACCUGUCCUCGCUACGGUCGAGUGAGCCUGAGGCCGCGCCCCCUCCCCGCGAAACAGACGCAGGUGAAAAGACGCACUCAUGAUCUCGCCCACGUCCAGCAAGGCCGAAAUGGUGACGCAGGGUAAAGUCCACGUCGACUCCACGGAGGUCGUCGAAGAGAGGAACUCGGGCGGCCUGGGAUGUUUUGGGUGGAUACUGGUGGUGAUAUCACUCGUCUUCAUCGCCGCGACCUUCCCCGUCACCAUUUUUAUGUGCGUCAAGAUAGUGCAGGAGUACGAGCGGGCCGUCAUCUUCAGGCUGGGCCGUAUCGUAGACAGGAAACCCAAAGGACCAGGUCUUUUCUUCGUACUGCCGUGCACCGACAACUUUGUCAAGGUGGACCUGAGGACCGUGUCCUUUGACAUCCCGCCGCAGGAGAUCCUGACCAAAGACUCGGUGACGGUGAGCGUGGACGGCGUGGUCUACUUCCGCAUCGAGUGUCCCAUCUCGUCCGUGGCCAACGUGUCCAACGCGCACUCUUCCACGCGGCUGCUGGCACAGACCACGCUGAGGAACGUUCUGGGCACCAAGAACUUGGCCGAGCUGCUGUCCGACAGAGAGGGUAUAUCGCUCGGCAUGCAGGAGUCUCUGGACGAGGCCACCAACGCGUGGGGCAUCAAGGUGGAGCGCGUGGAGAUCAAAGACGUGAAGUUACCACAACAGCUGCAGAGAGCCAUGGCGGCCGAGGCGGAGGCCAGUCGAGAGGCGCGGGCCAAGCUGAUCUCAGCGGAGGGCGAGAUGAAGGCCUCCCGGGCCCUGAAGGAGGCCUCGCUGAUCAUCGCCGAGUCGCCAUCCGCCCUGCAGUUGCGGUACCUGCAGACGCUCAACAGCAUCGCGGCGGAGAAGAACUCCACCAUCAUCUUCCCGCUUCCCAUCGACAUACUGCAGAACUUCAUGCAGAAGAAGUGAAGCAUGCUGGGAAGUACCCUUGCUUUUACAUGUCGGCCCCUCCAGGAUUUUGCUGGCUUUUUUCGUGAUUGUCACAACUUGAAACGCUUGAAUGUGCAGAAUUAUAUUUCAUUUUUUUAGAAUGUUGCGGCUAAAAGGUUUUUUUUUCCCAAAAAAUAUUUUCUAAAAAAUGUUAUCUAAAAAUUUUUCAGACUUAAAUAUUUGUUAUUUUUGGAAAGUUGCGGCUAAAACUUAAAAAAACAAUUCCCCCAAAAAAUUCCAAAAAAUGCUAUCUAAAAAAAUCUCAGAUUAAAAUAUAUUUUUUUAGAAAGUUGCGCCUCAAAAACACGUUUAUCUAAAAAACGUUCAGACUUAAAUAUUAGUUUUUUUUUAGAAAAUUGCGGCUAAAAAAGUUAAAACAUAUAUAUAUUGUACAAAAUCUACGAUUUACAUACUUAAAUAUAUGUAUAUUUUUAGAAAGUUGCGGCUAAAAUUGUUGUUUUUAAAAAGCAAAAAAAAUUAAAAAACAUUUUAGCUCAAAAUUUUCAAACUUAAUUUUUUUUUAAGAAAGUUGCAGUUAAAACUUUUAUUUUCCCCCCCAAAAAUUCCAAAAAAUAUUCAGACUUAAACAUUUUUUUAACAUUCAAUCAAAUAUGUGAUUUUAUAAAUUUGUUUUAACAUUUUAAUAGAAUGAUUUAACAUGAUUGCAGCAAAAAAUGUAUAUCAAGCUUGUUUUACUCGUUUUAUAAAGUAGACACUAGAUGGCAGUAAAAGCACAUACUCAGGAUUGUCAAAGUACAGCACUAUUUUUAAAUUAUAAGAAAUAGUAAUCAUUUAUUACACAAGAUAUUUGCCAUUUUACACGUGAAAAA